Cutaneotrichosporon oleaginosum is the source of this 1876-nucleotide messenger RNA. RefSeq lists its product as uncharacterized. Gene Ontology annotation, cellular component: nucleus. Lineage: Eukaryota; Fungi; Basidiomycota; Tremellomycetes; Trichosporonales; Trichosporonaceae. The record is from RefSeq and is a predicted model, not a curated record.
CUCUUGUCUCCACCGAGGCCCUCACCGAACACGCUUCUCAUCUCAUUUCUUUCCAUCUCACCUUACUUCUCGCCAUCGCUCUUUCAUGCUCGAAUAACAUGAACGCAGCCUCCGUGCUCCCGCCCAUCGCGAUUGGCACUCCACUGGUCCAGCCCACGCCACCAGCCGAGCGCCCCUCCUCCGCCCCAUUGUCAUCCUCUCCCUCCUCUCCCUCCGAUGGCCCAACAACGCCUUCGAGUCCUCAACCCUUCCGCCCCCCAUCACGACCGUCAACAGCGGGUCCGUCUCCGCCGUCAUCGCCGAAAGGUGCGGGCGGGAGAGGCCUCCCCGCACCUAUCGGCAUCCCUGCGCGCCGGCCGCGUGCCAAUACUCAUGCUCUGCUCAGCUCCUCGCCCACGCACACACCAUUCAUGGUCGGCAGCAUGGACACGACAGCGCUCAUGAAUGAGCCACCGCGCAGCUUCCUCGGCUCGAGCCUGCCGACCCGCCCGCGCGUUGGGCGCUCUGUCUCAACUGGUCCGGCUCCACGCUCCACUGCGCCACCGAAACCUGCAGCGGCUCCCGCGCCCAAGCCACCAAACCCCGGCACGACGGUAGCAGCGAAGAGCACCCCGUCGUCGCCCAAGCUAAGCAAGGGGAAGACAUCCGCCAGCGCGGACAUCACGGACAUUAACUUCCUCCUGGCUAACAACUCCUGCAUCGCUGAGGCACUCGCAGGGGGCGACUUUGCAGCUGCCGGCAUUUCGGUCCCGAAGCCCUCACCGAAACCCCGGCAAGCGAGCACGUCGAAGAAGACAGGGUGGCGCGCAAAGCUGUUCGACUUUGACCAGGUCCUCGGAGCCUUAGAUCCCAGCCGCAUCGCUGAGGCGAGCGCGCCAGAGCCUGUCAAGUGUGUCGUGUUCGGUGCCGAGACGGAGACGGGACUCGUCGUCUGCCGCGCCCUUCUCAAGGCGCAGGGUUACAUCCUGACCGCGCUGACGGUGGACGAGUUGGACAGCCCGGCGCCGGCCGAACUGAGGAAGGCUGGUGCGCGCGUCGUCCAAGUCGACAUGGACAACCCGGCGUCGUACCAAGCCGAGCUGAAGGGCGCCGCAGCAGUCUAUCUCUCCUCCAACGUCAUCACGCUCCACAGCAUCUUGCAGCACCAGUCCGAGCCUGCGCGCACGGAAAUUGCGCGCCGCGCCGACCGCUGCCAGCUCUCGAAGGCGGCGCACGCCUGUGCGCGCGCCAAGGUCGGGCACCUCGUCUUCCGCGUCAACGCGUGCGGACACGAGAUCAUCGAGAACAGCCUGGGCAAGAAGGAGGUCGUGAACUCGUCCACGCCCGAAGACCUGCGCCGCCUCGGCGUGCCCCACACGGUGCUGCACACGAGCGUGCCGUUCUCGCGCCUCAUCGAGUGGCUCGAGGAGUCGGACACGGGUCUCGUCCUCAACUUCCCCGUGCCGGACGACUGCAGCGUGCCGUUCUUCGCGAUCGAGCAGACGGGCGAGUACGUGCUCGCCGCACUGCGCAACCCGAAGAAGUGGGUCGGCAACGACAUGCAUGCGAUCAGCGACCAGGCGACGCCCCUCGGCAUGGCGGCGCGCUUGAGCAAGUUGGCCCGGCGGCCCGUGGAUACGCGUCAUGUGACGCGCGCCGAGUUCGACAGCCUCGAGAGCCACGAGCGCCUCACGCUGCGCUGGGACGCGUGGAACCAGCUCGUACGCAACGAGUAUGACUUCCAGCACGAGAAGCGCGCCACCGCCGCAGACGUCACGUGCCAGUGGAAGCUCGGCGAGUGGAUCGCGCAGAACAAGGAGAUCCAGCAACGGUUGAAGCAUUAGCGGGCGAAUAUCAUAAUGUGUACCAUGUCGAUGUAUUGUUGCUUGUAUACGAG